AGCCCCCCUCGGCUCGUCGUUCGUUGCCCCGCCUCUCUCAUCUCCCCGUCGUCGCUCAUCAGAGCUCGCACGGCUCUUGAAGGAUCCAUUGGCGGCCUCCUCAGUAGCUUAGGAAAGGGGCCACGACUCGUGCUGUGCGACAAGAGGCAGAGACCGUUCGCCGCCCUCCUCUGCUGAUUUCCGGUCGCCGUCCGGGACAAACUUUCCACCCACAUUCCUAGAUCUCGCGCACUUGCCAGACGAAGUCGGCGCGUCAAGCACAAUGUCGGGGACGGACUUGCAGGAAAAGAUUGCGGCGGCGAGGAGAGAGGCAGAUGGGCUCAAGGACCAGAUCAAGAGCAGGAGGGACAAGAUGGCAGAUACCAGCUUGAAAGCAAUGGCCGCAGGGGAGCUGGAGCCGCUGCCGAGAUUGUCGAUCAAGGUCCGACGAACGCUCAAGGGCCACUUGGCCAAGAUCUACGCCAUGCACUGGGCCAUGGACAAGCGGCAUCUUGUCUCGGCCUCGCAGGACGGUAAGCUGAUCAUCUGGGAUGCCUACACGGCCAACAAGCUCCACGCCAUCCCGUUGCGGUCCUCGUGGGUCAUGACGUGCGCGUAUGCGCCUUCGGGCAACCUCGUCGCCUGCGGUGGUCUCGACAACAUCUGCUCCAUCUACAACCUCAACUCGAGAGAGGGCUCCGUCAAGGUGGCUCGGGAGCUGAGUGCGCACACGGGCUACCUCAGCUGCUGCCGCUUCCUCAAUGACCGCCAGAUCCUGACAUCGAGCGGCGACAUGACGUGCCUCCUCUGGGACAUUGACGCCGGCGUCCGCGUCCAGGAGUUCAACGACCACACGGGCGACGUCAUGAGCAUCUCCCUCUCGCCGCAUCCCAGCAUCUUUGUCUCGGGUGCCUGCGAUGCCGUGGCCAAGCUGUGGGACAUCCGGACAGGCAAGUCCGUCCAGUCCUUUUCCGGUCACGAGAGCGACAUCAACGCGGUCCAGUUCUUCCCCAAUGGCGACGCCUUUGCCACGGGCUCCGACGACGCCUCGUGCAGGCUCUUUGACCUGCGUGCCGACCGGGAGCUGUGCCAGUACACCCACGACAACAUCCUCUGCGGCAUCACCUCGGUCGGCUUCAGCUCCUCGGGCCGCGUCCUCUUUGCGGGCUACGACGACUACAACGUCAACGUCUGGGACACACUCAGAGUCGAGCGGGCCGGCGUGCUCGCCGCACACGAGAAUCGGGUCAGCUGCUUGGGCGUCAGCAACGACGGCAUGGCGCUCUGCACGGGAAGCUGGGACAGCAGGCUGAUGAUCUGGGCAUGAGGAAAGAGAAAGAAAGAAACGAAGCAAAAAGGUCGCAUAUACCCUUCCUCCUUCCUCUCCCUCUCCUCUUCCUCUUCCGCUUCCUCGUCACUCUCCUCUCUUUUGGCCUCUUCCUCCUCUUCCGGCCAUCCACCCAGCAGGUCUGCUACUUAGAUCCCGUCUCCUUUUCCUUCAUCAACGGGACACUCUCCAUCCUCGGCUGACCCGCUCAUACGCUCUCUCCGUCCUCCUCACCGUCUCUCAAAUCGCUCAAUUAUGUCCGUAACACCUUCUUCGUCACUCGAGUCUUUUUUAGCCCCUCGCCACUUUCCUCCUGAAAGUAUCUCUACAUUCUCCCCUGUUGUCUCUCUCGAUCAAUACACAAUCGUCUUUUCACAAGUCUUGAACCAUCUUUUCGUCACACGU
Messenger RNA from Acaromyces ingoldii, 1711 nucleotides. RefSeq names its product heterotrimeric G-protein beta subunit (G-beta, Gpb). The transcript has 3 exons. Gene Ontology annotation, molecular function: protein binding; signaling receptor complex adaptor activity. NCBI's taxonomy places the organism in Eukaryota, Fungi, Basidiomycota, Exobasidiomycetes, Exobasidiales, Cryptobasidiaceae. The coding region runs from base 263 to 1306 and encodes 347 amino acids. Gene Ontology annotation, cellular component: cytoplasm; heterotrimeric G-protein complex. Gene Ontology annotation, biological process: G protein-coupled receptor signaling pathway. The record is from RefSeq and is a predicted model, not a curated record.